Molecule: messenger RNA, 1763 nt
Organism: Raphanus sativus (radish)
Lineage: Eukaryota; Viridiplantae; Streptophyta; Magnoliopsida; Brassicales; Brassicaceae
Product: VAN3-binding protein
Exons: 6
Coding region: 296-1516 (406 amino acids)
Biological process (GO): phloem or xylem histogenesis; leaf vascular tissue pattern formation; auxin-activated signaling pathway
Source: RefSeq, a predicted model, not a curated record
UCUUCCACCUAAGUCAACAUCAUCCUUUUUUCCUCUCCAAAAGGUUAUUCCUUUUCAAUUUUAUUAUUAUCAUCAUUCAUAGCCAUUUUUUUAAAAAAGUUGACAGUUCAUUUCCAAGUUUUAUUUCUGAAACUCAGAGCUAUUAGUUCUCUGUUUUGUUCACAUGGUUUUUGAUCAGAAACAUAAUAACUCUUUACUCACACCAGAAAAUUAAAUUCUCCCACGUCAGCUUUUCAUAUUCAAGAAAGCUUCAUUUUGGAUCGGAGUAUUCAAAUCAUCAUCUAGGAAAAAGAAAAUGGAACGAGGUAGUGGGUUUUAUCCAGAUUGGAAGGAGACUUCUUCUUCCUUGUUUGGAUCAGAGAACAUGGAGGAAGAGCUAGAAGAAGAGCUUUUCUCACCCAUUCCACAGCCUCAGACGCCAAAAGAGCCAAUGGAGUUUCUGUCUAGAUCCUGGAGUCUCUCUACCUCUGAAAUCGCCAAAGCACUUGCACUCAAACACAGACAACAACAACAACAAGAACAGUUUUGUGUUUCACAAAACAACACUCCUGUUCUGUUCCCUAAUGCUGCCGCACAUCCACUCAUGGCAGGGAAGAUGAUGAACUCGUUUGGAACACGCAGAACAGGGACGUUAUCCAAAUGGUUUCACCACCACAAGGAACAACAUAGCAGUAGCAGUAGCAACCCCACCACCAACUGUCUCAAGAAGAAAGAUAAGGCGCGUGUUGAGAACGCCCACGUGCAUUCUGCAGUCUCUAUAGCUGCUCUGGCUGCAGGUGUAGCCUCUGUGACAUCUGCAAGCAAUUGCAAAGAGUCAAGCUCCAAGAUGGCUCUGGCUUUGGCCUCAGCCACGGAACUGCUGGCCUCGCACUGUGUUGAGAUGGCUGAGCGAGCUGGUGCUGACCGUGGGCGUGUUGCUUCUACGGUUAGGUCGUCUGUGGAUAUCCACGGCCCUGGUGAUCUCAUGACUCUUACAGCCGCUGCUGCCACGGCUCUGAGAGGAGAAGCGGCUUUGAAGGCGAGACAGCCAAAGGAAGCAAGGAAAAAUGCAGCUAUAACACCUUUCGAGAGAAGCUUCUCUGACUCUCAUUGGCCUUCAAAUUUUCAGUUUAGAUUGGAAGGACCAAAUCUCCCACUUGAAGGAGAACUGAUGCAGUGCGCUCGAAAUGGAGUGCAGAGAACAAAGCGUGUAUGUGUCUAUAUCAACAAGAAGUCUCAGGUUAUAAUCAAACUCAAAAGCAAACAUGUUGGAGGGGCAUUCUCCAAGAAGAUCAAAUGCAUUGUUUAUGGAGUGUGCGAUGAGAAAUCAGCUUGGCCAUACAGGAAAGAGAGGGAAAAUUCAGAGGAAGUCUACUUUGGUCUGAAAACAGGACAAGGACUUUUGGAAUUCAAGUGCAAGAACAAGGUUCACAAGCAGAGAUGGGUUGAUGGGGUACAGUCUCUUCUACGCCAAGUAAACUGCUUCGAGGCUGCCAAGUGCUCGCUGGGAUCUCUAAGUCUCACCAAUCACAGAUGAUUCAGGAUCCUGUGUAUAUAUCUCUGAUUAUAUAUACACAUUUUUUGCUGUUGUGAUGAUAUAUUUGCAAAAGAAAAAAAAAACUGGCAAUGUACAAUCUCAGUCUCUGUAAACCUCAUAAGACUUUUGGAUAAAGCACCAACAUGUUGUUCAGAUGAUCACAUCAAGUGGUAGGAACUAUUUCUAUGUACAGAAAGAGAAGGAUUGAUCUCAGAUAAACUUUUUAUUCCAGUGAAAGAGUUUCUGA